This is a messenger RNA of Saccoglossus kowalevskii, 7891 nucleotides long. Its product is annotated as HEAT repeat-containing protein 5B-like. Gene Ontology annotation, biological process: endocytosis; intracellular protein localization; retrograde transport, endosome to Golgi. Lineage: Eukaryota; Metazoa; Hemichordata; Enteropneusta; Harrimaniidae. Gene Ontology annotation, cellular component: Golgi apparatus; endocytic vesicle; membrane. The record is from RefSeq and is a predicted model, not a curated record.
GUCAUUUCCGCUAAUGUAUCUGCCUCCGAGACGAAUAAAAUCGUUUGUGUUCUCGCAAUAUUUAUUCAUAUUUGUAGCCACGUUUUACGGAAUAAUUUCUUUUUUGGAUAACGUUGGACACAGGAGGUCACUGAAGGUGACGUAAACAGCACAGCAGAGUCUGUGUCAUCCUGGGUAGUACACAGAGUUCAACUAACGACCCAGGUGAACCUGUAAAUCAGGUCGUCAUGGAGCUGUCUCACAGCCUUCUGCUCAACGAGGAGGCCCUUCUACAGAUAGCAGCUUCCAAGAAGCCUGUCUUCAUCUUUGAGUGGCUCAGAUUCUUGGACAAAGUCCUAGUAGCAGCACAGAAAUCUGACAUCAAAGAGUCUCAAAAUAAAUUAGUUCAGCAGCUAACCAAUCAGAUUCAUGAGUCUCCUGGGCCACCGACACGAAAGUUACUUGGUAAAUGUCUCGCUACGCUCUACCAUGUUGGUGAUACCUUCACGCUAUUUGAAACCGUCAACAAGUGCAAUGAUAUUGUUAAAAGUAAAGAUGAUUCUCCAAGUUUCCUGCCAGCAAAACUGGCCGCUGUUGCCUGUAUUGGUGCAAUGUAUGAAAAACUUGGCAGAAUGGUUGGAGGGACAUUCCCAGAAAAUAUUCAGAAUUUGGUGAAAGGAUUGAAAAAUGCUGAGUCCCAGGGCCGGAGUGAAAUCAUGCUAUGUUUACAGAAGAUCCUGGCUGGUCUAGGUACUGUAGCACAGUCGUAUCAUAAAGAAAUUUACAAAGCUGCCCGAAAUGCCCUGGUAGAUAGAAGUAUGGCUGUAAGAUGCGCAUCAACCAAGUGCAUUUUGGAACUGAUCAAAUGGGCUCCAUUUAUUUAUACAACUGAACUAGAAAAUCUAGCCAGUCAGUGUUUCCGGGCAUUGGAUAGUUCUAAUUACGACGUUCGAUGUGCCGUUGCUAAAGUACUAGGUGUAUUGAUGGCGACAUCACAGACUAACAGGUCACCAGAUCCCAAAGUCAAGAAGACCAGUACUGAGGAGGUGUUAAAUAUUUUGGCAUCUGGAUUUUUAAAAGGCGGGUCUGGAUUUCUUAAAGGCGGAGGUGGUGAGCUGUUGAAAGGAGGCACAGUAAAUAGAGAAAUACGAGUUGGUGUCACUCAGGCGUAUGUUAUUUUCGUGAACACUAUGGGAGGUCUUUGGUUUGAGAGAAAUAUUACUACAGUGUUGAAUCAUGUAUUAGAACUGGUAGCCCAUCCUAGAGCAUCACCUUCACAUGUAGAUGCUGUGUACGCUAGGAAAUGUGUAUCGUUUAUUCUGAGAUCUCUACUGGGUGGUAUGAUUGGAGAGAAAGCACAGAUGUCGGCCGCUAAAGAGAUAUGUGUUAUUAUUACAAAACAGAUGAAUUUAGUUAGUGAUGAUUCCCUGGAAUCCACUGACAGUAAAAGUGGUAACAAUGAGAUUGCAUUGAGUCAACAUGUACUAGUGUGUGCAUUACAGGAACUAGGUAGUCUUGUAAAGGGACUUGGCACAUGUGCUAAUAACCUAGUAGCUGAGGCUGCUUCAGGAAUUGUGGAACCAGUUGUAUCUGUAUUAUUACAUCCAGCACCAUCAGCAAGGCUUGGAGCAGCAUGGUGUCUGCGUUGUAUAGCAGUUGCACUGCCCUCACAGUUGACUAUUCUGCUGGAUAGAUGCACGGAUAGGAUCAAUAGUCUCAAAGCUUCUCCGGAAGCUGUAUCCGGAUAUAGUUUUGCAUUAGCAGCGCUAUUGGGUGGCGUACACGAGUCAGCUCUUGGAAUCCCACAUGCUAAGGGCAAGGCCAUAUUCAAUAUUGGAGAGGAUUUAUUGAGGACAGCUUCACAGAAUAGUAGAAUGUCCUUACAUAGAACACAGGCUGGAUGGUUGAUACUUGGUGCUGUUAUGACAUUGGGUGCAUCUGUUGUACGGCAGCAUUUACCAAAAAUGUUACUAUUAUGGAGGAAUGCCUUCCCUAGGUCAGCUAAAGAGUUGGAUUCAGAGAAAGCUAGAGGUGAUGCAUUUACAUGGCAAGUAACUCUGGAAGGAAGGGCAGGAGCACUCUGCACAAUGCGUAGUUUUAUUCUGCACUGUUCUGAGUUGGUGACAGACGAUGUGAUAAGAAGACUGAUGACCCCACUAGAUUGUGCAAUGUCAAUGAUGGCUAAUAUUCCUGGCGUUAUUAAGAUGUAUGGUGCACAUUUGAAAGCAUGUGCUGCUAUGGUCAGGUUACGAUUGUAUGAAACAUUGGCAUUGCUACCACCACAGUCAUAUGAAGGAAGUCUAAGUUCACUUCUGAGAGAAUUAGUAGCAGAGUUUACACUGACAGACAAUCCAGCCAAUACAACAACGUCUACACUACGUUCUAUGUGCCAUGUGGAUGAUAGUAUUAUACUGCAGUCAUGGCUACAAGAGACUGAUCAUAAAUCUAUUGAAAUGCAGCUACAACCCAAUAGUGCAUCUGGUUCUGGUGCUUUAGAACAUGAUCCAUCAUCAAUAUACUUACGUAUUGCAGUGGGAGAUGCAGUUCCUGGACCAUUACCACUGGGUGUGGCAGUUAUCGAUGCAUCUGUAAUACUGUUUGGUAAAGUGUUUUCUAGAGUUGCUCACAAGCAUAGAUUACAGAUGUUAGAACAUUUUGGGGAGUGUAUAAAACAAGCCAAGUCUACCAGACAGCAAGCUGUACAGAUCAAUAUAUUCACCGCUGUACUUAGUGCGCUAAAGGGCCUAGCUGAAGCAAAGGGUAGAUUGAAAAAUGCUGAUGUACAGAGAGCUGCUAAUAAUCUAAUCAUGAGUGCACUAACUAAUUCAAAUCCAAUUCUACGAUGUGCUGCUGGUGAAGCCGUGGGUAGAAUGGCUCAGGUCAUAGCAGAUAGUUCAUUUAUUGCUCAGACUGCUCAAAACUGUUUUGACAGAUUGAAGACAGCUCGUGAUGUGGUAUCUCGUACUGGUAAUUCUUUAGCAUUGGGAUGUUUACACAGAUAUGUGGGUGGUAUGGGUGCUGGUCAUCAUCUUAAUACUAGUGUUAGUAUAUUAUUAGCACUAGCACAGGAUAUCACAUCACCACAAGUACAGGUGUGGUCACUGCAUGCCCUUGCAUUGAUAGCAGAUUCUGGUGGUCCAAUGUUCCGUGGUUAUGUGGAGCCAACCUUGUCACUGUGUCUUCAAUUGUUAUUGACUGUACCACCUGCUACUGUUGAAGUCCAUCAAUGUCUAGGGAGGUGUCUUGCCGCUCUCAUAACUACACUGGGUCCUGAGUUACAAGCCAAUACCAUAACGCUGUCUACAUGCCGGUCAUCAUGUCUGGUAGGCUGUGCUAUAAUGCAGGACCAUCCAGAUUCAUUAGUUGGAGCUGAGGCUAUUGCUUGCCUUCAACAGUUACACAUGUUUGCACCUAGACAUGUCAAUUUAUCUACACUUGUACCACACCUCUGUAAAACAUUAAAGAGCCCUCAUCUAUUGUUGAGGCUGUCGGCAGUGGCGUGUUUACGACAGUUAUCACAACGUGAAGCCCGCGAAGUCUGUGAACAUGCAAUGACAUUAGUGGUGGAAAGUAACAAUAAACAACCUUCCAUGGGAAAAGAUAAUUCAGAUGACAAUGAUAGUAUUACAAUGACAGAGACCGGAUUGGAAGGUGUUUUAUUUGAGAUGUUAGAUAAAGAAAAUGAUUCCAAGUUAAGAUCAGAUAUCCAUGACACUCUGAUUAGUAUGUUACAAGAAUUAGCAGCUGAGAACUCCACACAUUGGAUGAUAUUAUGUAAAGAUGUGUUACAGCAAGCAUCAACAGACAGCAAAGCUACAACACCAGCCAUUGAGGAACCAACAGACCCUGAUAAGGAUGAGAAAGAAGUGGAGCAAAUGGGUGAAUCUGAACAAGCAUUCAAAAUUCUUGGUGCAGUAGUUACACAUCCUACAGUUGCACCACGCUGGCCAACCAGAGUCUUCGCAACAGAGUGUGUGAGAAGAAUUAUCUCCGUCUGUGACGGUAAUACUGUACAUUUUAAUCUGGCACUGGCAAGAGAGAUGAAAUCACGUACAGCUAAAGGUGACUAUUUAGUACUACACUUGUCAGAUCUUGUACGUAUGGCAUUCAUGGCAGCCACAAGUGAAAGUGAUCAACUCAGAAAAGAAGGUCUCCGAUUACUUCAGGAUGUCAUUAAUAAAUUUGCCAAAGUUCCUGAACCUGAAUUCCCUGGUCAUUUCAUUUUAGAACAGUUUCAAGCCCAGGUCAGUGCUGCUUUGAGACCAGCAUUUUCACCAGAUACACCACCAGAUGUAACAGCUAUGGCAUGCCAGGUCUCAAGUACAUGGAUAGGAAGUGGUGUAGCGCUGACCCUCAAUGACCUGAGACGUGUUCAUCAGUUACUGGUGUCAUCGUUAGCUAAAUUAAAAACUGGCAAUAAAGGUGCACCAUCAAUGUUAUAUAGCGAAUCUGCUACAACUAUGGAGAAACUUGCCGUGCUCAAAGCAUGGGCUGAGGUGUAUAUAGUUGCAAUGCAACAGAAUCAAACACCGCCAUCACAAUCACAACUAUCUGAUAUGAAUGGUGACUUUGAUGAGGAAAAACCUACUGAAAGUUUACUUACUUUGGUACAACCAGAACUAGCAUCACUUAGCAAGCAUUGGUUAGCUGCCCUCAGAGACCAUGCAUUGCUGUCACUUCCACAAGAAUACUCUAGUCAACUCCCACCUGAAGGGGGCGCUUUUUACAAUGCUGAGACAAUGGAAAAUGCCAGGCCACAUUAUAGGAACUCAUGGCCCCCUAUGCUAUAUGCUGCAGCACUCUGGUUAAAUGAUAGAGGUUUUGCUAAUGUGGAGAAAGAGAAAAAAGACAAGAGAAGCAAUUCAUUUGGUAAUAAUGAUGGUACAAGAGUCAUGACUGGAAGAGGUGGAGCAUCAGUGAUGGCAGAGGCUGAGAAAACUCCUGAAGAAAUCAAUUCUGAUAGAUUUCAUCUUAUUCAAAGUAUAUGUGUUGAAGCGCUGUGCAACCCUAGAUCAUCAGAACCGAUAGAGACAGUAUCCAUGUGUCUUAAGGCACUCCAUGCCAUGUUAGAUACUCCCUGGCCACGUACUAAACUGGGAAAAGACCAGGCCUUAGCAAUCGAACUACUUAAUGUGUUACAUCGACUGUUGUUAACCAGAGACAUGCCAAUCACACAACUUGCAGUCAUGGAUGUGGUAAAACAAGUCAUAAUAGCCAUGGAGGAAAACCUUGAACAAAUGAAAGCAGAGAAAAAACAAGGUGGUGAUGGUUGCAAAGAUGUGAUUCUUGGGGAAGGUGGUGAGAACGGUGAUAUAAUUCCUGGACAAUCGUUAGUGUUUGCCGUAUUGGAAGUAUGUCUAUGUGUUUUAAUACGACAACUACCAGCAUUGAAUCCAUCCAUGCCAAGUACCCAUAUACAUGUAGUUUCCAAUUUACAGUUGUCUGAAGAGAGUAAUCAAUUGGUGUCAAGAGCUGUGUCUGUUAUGGCAAAGUUACCUGAUUUAUGUUCCGCUGCUGGUAGCGUAUCAAUUCUUCCAACAAUCUUGUUUCUAACAACCGGUGUGAUACGAGAGACAUCACUGAUAUCCAUGUCAGAUUAUUCUGUACCAUUACCCGUAGCAGCGUCAUUGCAAUCUUUGAAAUUAUUAACAUCAUCUCCAUACACACAAAACAGUCACUGUUCAGAUGAUUGGAUAGCUUUACUGCGGAGUGCACUCGCUACUUUGUUAGAUUUUGUUAAACCAGGUGUAGAUACUAAAGAGAAGAAUAAAACUGAUGAAUGUUGUAUUAUGUUAGCAGUAGCCAUGUUUAUCAUGACAGCGCCAUCGUCUGUAUCAACAGUACCAUCCAUACAAUCUGAAUGUAUUGAAUUAUUUGUGCGGGCAUUUAAAUCUGACAGACAAGUAGUUCGUAUCAAAUGUCUACAGACAUUAGCAUCUAUCAUUCAGCAUCCACAAAGAGAAGUGAGUACGCCAUUUAUCCAUGCACUUGGACCGAAGAUAGUGGAAUAUUUACACCAAGUUGGCAGCAAUAAAGCUGCGCAUGAAGAUCAGUUUACUGUAGUCAUAGAAGCUUUGAAGGGGUUAGAAAACUUGGUUGCACUCACAGAUGAAACUUACAGAAUUCAGCUUGCUGCCUUACUUGUGCCUACGCUUAUAUCCUUUUUGUUGGACUCCAAUACUUUACCGAGUGCUACAAAGUUUGGUCAUUCGCUCCAUGACUACUCCCUCCAGCGACUGAUGAAAAUUGGCCCACAGUACCCAACAGUCUUUAAAACAAUCAUGAACACUGCACCUGAUUUGAAGAGCAAGUUGGAAGCGGCUGUUCGAGCUAAUCAAGCCACAGCCAAAAAAGCUGCAGCUUUGGCAGCCGCUCACAAGCCCAAAGUUUUACAACAACCAGCGCAACCCAGCAUUAAACUCAAAACAAAUUUCAGUAAUUUUACUGGUUAGAACACAAUAUGUACUCCUGUCCACAUUAAGCAACAUCAGAAAACUUAGAAAGAUUCAGCUUUUGACUACCAAAGUCAACAUUUUUUUCCAUAUUUUGAUCAAAGUCCAUCAGGAAAUUUUGGUGGAAAAAAAAAUUGAUAGCUGUCAAAGAGUGAGCAGAAUUGAAGAUGAAUAUACAUUGUGGGGCACCAUGCAAAACUUGUGUAUAUUGCAUAUUUCAUAUUUAAUAAAAUAUAGUGAUAUAAAAUAGUCAUUGAACACUGAACACUGAAUGACAAAUGUAUAAAAUGUAAAUUACAGGUGAAUUUUAGUAAUAAUAAUAAUAAUUUCACAAAGAAACGAUAGCAAUUACUUAGCAAUAUAGUAGAGUAGUUUUCAAUAAAGCUGCCAUAGUGACCACCCUCUACAUGCAGUGUACUUAAAACUGUACCAAAUUAUGUGUAUCUAUUUUAAAAAUUAUUUAUCAUCAAACAUUUUAUGUUUUAAAUGUGGUGCUAAAAUCUGUGAAAUGCACAUAGUGAAUCCACCCCAAGACACUGUCAGAUAACCAUGACAACUCUGAUCAAACCAACAGAAAGGAUGUACCAGUAUUGUAGUGUUGGGUAUCAUGAUGUCUGUGUUCAGGGGUGUUAGGUAAUGUGUUAUUUUGCACAAGGUGAUGCCAAGAGACUGGAGAUACAAAGAUGUAUAUAUUUCUUGCAUGUUUUCUUUUUCUCACUUAUUGUUUUAAAUUGUAUAUUUGCCAUAAAGCCAAGGAAAAAAAGCUAACCCCUCAGUUUCUUGCAUCAUGUUUAUUUAAUACACAGAAUAAUCAUGAGAAAAUAAAGAUGGAGUUUGUUACAUUUAAAUUGUUACAGUAAAUCUUGUUUAUAUGUAGAUGCAAAUGAACAGCACUCAGACUGCACAAGUUUAUGGUUACAGUGCCAAAGCAUUGUUUUUUUCUCUUCAUUCUUUAUUUUCACACAUAAAAUCUUGAAUGAAUGUGUUCACCUCUACUGUUUGUUACAGCAUUUACUGAGUAGGUUCCCAGUAUUCUGUAAAUGAAAUCCUACUUUCUAGUAUUAGUGAGUCAACAGUCCAGUACCUAUUGUGGGCUAUGUGUCACUCACCUCACCUCACCUCAUUUUACUGUACUACCGGUACUAAAUAAUUGUAUACAUCAAAAGAUAUGUUAUUGUUAUUGACCAGUUAGGACAAUUUUAUUGUUUUAGCUGAGGUGAACACUGAAGUUAUGUUGUGUUCAAUAUAACCUGUUAAAAUGAAAGAUGUUGCAAAGCUUUGCUUUGUAUUAACAAUGUGCUGUCUUGUGCUUUGUGAGCUUUAGAGUUGCUUGAAAUAAUGCCUCAUUUUUAUUUAAAGUUCUAUUAUAAAUUGUGAAAGCAUUUCAAAUUUAUUUUAUAAAAAUUUUAACUAGUUUAUAUACUACAUAAAGGGGGGAGAAUAACUAAACAUGAAUUGCA